GGCAAGUUUUCUGUUUUUGCUUAUUGGCUGCAUUUUGAAUUGAAAAAUAAUUGUUAAUCUUUGAAAGCAACAUUUACAUUUACUUAGCAUGAUGUCCGGAAGCUUAAAGCGAUCCGUCUCUCUUGGCAGUAAAACCGCCUCCGAUUCGAUGGAUCGGUUUCUGGAGCGGCACUUUCUCUUCCGGAAGCACAUUGUGUUGGACGCCUCCAGCUUGUUCCGCGCGAUUGCCGAGCAGGUGUACGACACCCAGAUGCUGCACCACGAGGUGCGCAUGGAGUGCGUUCGCUAUAUGUUCCGUAAGAGGGGCUCCUUCCGGAAUUAUGUGGAGGCGGACUACGACGAGUACCUGUUAAAGCUGGAGAAGCCCAGGACGGCGGGCACCUUGCUCGAACUGCGCGUCUUGUGCCACCUGUACCGCCGCAAUGUCGUCCUCCACAAACCCUUCGAUCUGGGCCAGCUGCUCAUCUUCGGCGAUAGUUACCCGGAGACCCUACGGAUUUUCGUGGACCGUCAGGGACACUUUGACUCCGUACUGACCAUGUCGGAGAUUGAGACGGCUGCCGUUUGCCAGGCCGUGGCCUUCAAGAUGCUCUACGAGCGGGUCUUUCGCCUGCCGGACGUCAGUCUCGCCGUGGAAUGGAUGCUCUACCCGGAGACCUUCAAGUGGGGCACCGACCUGGAGUUCGAUCCGCGGGGCAAUGUCAUCCGUUUGGUGUGCAGCAACGGCCGGAGCUACCAGCUGGAUCGCCCCGAGCACACAUGCUGCGUCCUGAAGAACUACGAGAAGUGCCCGUUCCACAAUCAGAAGCUAGAGCUCCACGAGGGUAACUUUCGCUCCAUGCCCGUGUCCUGCAUGCGGCGCAUAUUCGAACAGAAUUGCCUGCCCUUCUGCUUCACGGUAGCCAAGUCAUUGAAUCCCUAUAUGUAUCGCAAUGUGGAGCUCAGCUGCCUGAUUGCAGCUCGUCGUGAGGCGAAAGCCCUGAAUAUCUACACCGGCGACUACAACUUCAAAGUGGGAGCCAAGUGCCAAGUAGUGUUGGAAGCGAACAUGCACUGCGAGCUGAGCAUUUGCCAUAUCCAGGCCAUCGAUAAGGACAACUCUGUAUGCGAGGUGUUCGUCGAGGGCCAGGGUAAACUUCUGACCGUGCCCUACAAUAGCCUUCAUCCCCUGCCGCCAAGUGAGUUCAAGCCUUGGGAUCGGGAUCCCAAAAGACGACCCAAGCUGCCAGGUCUCCUCAAAAUGAGCACCAUGAAGCGCCAGUUUCUGCAGAUGGAGAACGCAUCCAAUUCAAAGUUUCGUUGCAAGGACAACAAGCCACAUCAGAACUUCAAAAACGUGGCUUCGGCUGACAAUAAGAUAUCGGAAAUGUUGCCAACCCAAUAUCCACCACUGAUUCGACCACCACCUGUACAUGAUAAUCAAUUGGUAUCUUUACCCGAACCAAUGCCAACGGCCAUUCGCCGUCCAGUUUUUGUACCGCCUCCUUUUGUGCCUCCUGGAUUGAUGCAACCUGACCAGAGAUUUAUGCAGCUCCAUCGUCUGAUGAUUCGUCCACCCGGUCCCGUCUUUUUUAUAGCCCCACCAGGGUCUAGUCCUCCGCCUGGAAUGCUGCCCGUUCUCAUCGGCAAUUCGCCCUUGAUGAUCCAGCCUGCUAAUGAUACUCAGCCGCCUCCUGCAGAGUUUUAAAUUUGUUAUACAUUUUACUCAACAGUACUUUUUUUCAAUCA
This is a messenger RNA of Drosophila gunungcola (fruit fly), 1728 nucleotides long. Its product is annotated as protein ovarian tumor locus. The transcript has 2 exons. The coding region runs from base 89 to 1687 and encodes 532 amino acids. NCBI's taxonomy places the organism in Eukaryota, Metazoa, Arthropoda, Insecta, Diptera, Drosophilidae. The record is from RefSeq and is a predicted model, not a curated record.